AUGAAGCUCCUCUAUCCCACGUCCCUCGAGCUCGACAUGGACAGCCUCCGCGGCUUUGCCGUCGAGCUGUGCCCCUACAAUGUGGCCGUCCCCUUUGCCGACGAGCACCUCGACGCCGACAUCAUGGUCACCUGGAUCAACACGCGGGCCAACCUCGCCGACGCCGCUGCCCGGCUGACCCACCUCAAAUGGGUGCAGGCACUUGCGGCCGGGCCCAACGACGUGCUCGACGCCGGCUUCGACACCCGCCGCGUGACCAUCACCGUCGGCGCGGGCAUCCACGACGCCGCCGUCGCCGAGCACACCAUCGGCCUGCUGCUGGACGGCGCGCGGCGGUUCUACGAGGCGCGGGACUGCCAGCUGCAAAAGACGUGGCCCGCACGCCUGGGCGGGCCCUACCCGCGGGCGGGCGAGUUCCGGACGCUGCGGGGCGCGCGGGUGCUUGUCUGGGGCUUUGGCGGCAUUGCGGCCAAGCUGACGCCGCUCCUGCGCGCGUUUGGCGCCGAGGUGCGCGGCGUGGCGCGGCGACCCGGCGUGCGGGCGGGCGUCGAGGUUCUGUGCGACGACCAGCUGCCGCGGCUGCUGCCCGACACCGAUGCGCUGGUGAUGAUUCUGCCCGGAUCAGAGGCGACGCGCGAUGCACUCGACGCCGCGCGACUGGCACUGCUGCCCUCGCAUGCUUGGGUGGUCAACGUCGGCCGCGGCAUCUCGGUGGACGAGGACGCGCUGGCAGACGCGCUGGACGCUGGAACGCUGGGUGGUGCGGCGCUGGAUGUAUUCAAACAAGAACCUCUGCCGGCAGACAGCCGAUUGUGGGCGACGCCCAACCUGUUGAUCUCGCCACAUGCUGCCGGUGGACGGCCCGACGGCUGCACGGAUUUGAUUGCAGAAAACCUGCGCAGUUUCCUAGCAGGGCGGCCCAUGAAGGGUGUCUUUCAGGGGGGGAGCCGCCAGCUUGGCCUCCUCGGCGGCCAGCGGGCCCACGACGCCCUGAAUCCACUCCUGCUCCGUGCUGUCGCUGAACGGCGGGUACGGCCGGCGGCAGUGGCAGCUGGCCAGCGGGUAGCCGCGAAUCGUGGCCACCACCCACUUGGUGCCGUUGAUGCCGCCCUUGCCGAACCCCCACUCCAUCGCCGCCAACCGGAGCUGCAUGGCCUCCGCGGCCGCUACAUCGCCCCGUUGGUACGCGUCGAAGAUGGCGACGCACACCCGCGGGUACAGGUUGGCCACGCCCGUGAUGGCGCCCGUGCUGCCGACCGCCAGCGCCGGCAGCAGCCAGUCGCUCUGGCCCGCAAGCGCGCAGAACGCCUCGGGCGCAAACUCUGCGCGCACGCGCGCCACCUUGGCAAUGCCGCCGCACGUCAGCUUGACGCCGACAAUGUUGGGGUGCCGGCCGAGGCGGGCGAGCAUGUCCGAGUCGACGUCGAGCCCGGCCACGACGCCGGGGAAGUUGUAGAUGAGCACGGGCAGCGGCGCGGCCGAGGCCAGCGCCUCGAAAAAGGCCACAAUCGCCGCCGCGGUCAUGGCAAAGUGAAAGUAGCUCGGCACCAGCACCAGCGCAAAGUCGGCGCCCGCCGCCGCCGCCGCCUUGGUCUCGGCAAGCACCUGGUGCGUGCUCUGCCCCCCGCAGCCGACCGCAAUCACCAGGUCCGACUGGGCCGCCGUGGCGGCCGCGCGCGCCUCCUGGACAAGCUGCGUCUUUUCGUCCGGCGACAGCGUCACCGCCUCGCCGUUGGUGCCGGCAAUCACGAUGCCGUGCAGACCCGACGUGGCCAGGAACUGGAAGUGCGUGCGCUGCACGUCCCAAUCAAUCUCCUGCGCGGCCGUAUCUCGAAACCACGUCAGGCUGGGCACGUGGAUUCCCGGCGGGAAGGGUCUACUGGCAGUGAUGGAGCACAUUAUUCGUUGUGGGAAGAGAUGUGA
Molecule: messenger RNA, 1923 nt
Organism: Sporothrix brasiliensis 5110
Lineage: Eukaryota; Fungi; Ascomycota; Sordariomycetes; Ophiostomatales; Ophiostomataceae
Exons: 3
Coding region: 1-1923 (640 amino acids)
Molecular function (GO): NAD binding
Source: RefSeq, a predicted model, not a curated record